Rhagoletis zephyria (snowberry fruit fly) is the source of this 1510-nucleotide messenger RNA. The record is from RefSeq and is a predicted model, not a curated record. Lineage: Eukaryota; Metazoa; Arthropoda; Insecta; Diptera; Tephritidae.
AUGAAAGAGGACGAGGGCUUCAAUAAUGAAAUCAUCGAGGUGCUCUUCUUUAAGACAGCGAUGCGACGUAAAGCGUUGAAGAAAGGUCAUUUGGUGGACGUUGUGUCACGAGUUGGCUACCACUACACCGUUCCACUUCGAGAAGUGGUCGACGAGAUCGUCUGGCUGUGUGAGCUUGGAGGUUGCGUCAAUGCAAACAAGUUCAACCCGGUCGCCUCCUUUACCACUACCGCCGUGCUCAGUCAGACGUGCUCCAAGGAGACAAAGUGCACCACCAAGGCGUGCUGCAGCAAGUGGGGCAACUGCGGCUACGGGCCUGACUUUUGCGAGAAUGACUGCCAGAAUGACUGCGACGCCAAGCCGGAGUGUGGGCAGUACGCGGAGAAGGGCAAGGAGGAGUGUCCGCUGAAGGUGUGCUGCAGUCAGUUUGGCUUCUGCGGCACGACGGCUGAUUUUUGCAAGAGUGAUGGCUGCCAGUCGGGCUGCACCACUCCACCUCAAAAGUCCUGCGACUCGGCUCGGCCCCUGCUGAACAUUGGCUACUACGCCUCAUGGUCUUCCACCAGGAGGUGUCACGCCUUCACCGUGGACAACAUUGACCCGCGCAAUUACACGCAUCUCAACUACGCCUUCGGCAGCAUCUCCGGCGGACUGAUGGUCGACCCGAGUGGUGGUGAUGAGGCGGAGAAGAUGGCCGCCUUUGUCCACCUGAAGGCCAUCAAUCCCGACCUGAAGGUGCUCAUCUCCGUGGGCGGCUGGGCCUUCAACGACCCCGGUCCGACGAGGGAGGAGUUUCACAACAUUAUCUCCUCGGAGGGCUCGCGGUCGGCCUUCAUCAGCUCAGUCUCGAGCUACCUAAGUCGUUUUGACUUUGACGGCAUUGACAUUGACUAUGAGUAUCCGACGGCGGAUGACCGGGGAGGAUAUCCGGAAGACACAGAAAACUACCUCAAACUGGUGGAGGAGAUGCGGGCGGCGCUGGGAGAGAAGGUGCUGAUCACCAUUGCGGCGCCCGCCUCCUACUGGUACCUCCGUCAUUUUCUCAUUGGACGAAUGUCCAAGUCGCUCGACUGGAUCAACGUCAUGACCUAUGACAUUCACGGCGUCUGGGACAAGGGCAUCGACAGUCUGGGGCCGUACGUCAAGUCGCACACUAACAUCACUGAAAUCAAGGAGGCCAUUGCCCUCUUCCUCCGCGACGGCGUACCACCGGAGAAGCUGGUCCUCGGCCUCGGUCUCUACGGCCGUGCUUUCACCCUGAAAGACCCGAGCUGUACGGCAGUCGGCUGUGAGUUUUCCGGUCCCUCAAAGGCGGGCGAGUGUACGGACGCAGAGGGGACGCUGGCCUGGUUUGAGAUUGCCGACAUUGCCGCGAAGAAGGACGUCAGUCCGAAGUAUGAUGAGCAGUCAAUGUCGGAAAUUAUGGUCUGGGGCGACCAGUGGGUGGCCUUUGAUGACGAUAAGACGUUGUCCAUGAAACGGGAGUACGCCAGUUCCAGUUGCUUCAAGG